AUUUUAUUGCCCGUUCAGCAAAGCCUCUCAGAGCCGUAGAGGCAGUAUACGGUGAUCUCACUGCAAAUCGGACGUGUCUAGCCAGAUUAUACCAGCACGUACUAUAUAAUAUAUGACGGGCCUCACAGAUAUCACUCACUUCGACCUGUUUCGCAUUCUGGACUAUUUAAAGGUGGACUGCGAAAAGAGAAACAAAAAUGAACCCUUGGACGCCAUUAAAUAUGCUGACAUCUUCAAUUUCGCCGGCUCCUGCAGAGGACUUCGUCGCAUUGUUAGGUCCUGGUCGAAAUCGAUGUAUGAUGAGCUGGAGAUUGAUCUGCUCCAGGAGGUGCCACACAGCCACCUGAUUGUCAAGUUUGAUGAAAUACACAAAUCCCUAAAAAGAGCCACAGUGAAAAAAGUUGAUGCCUACCUUGACAUUUAUAUCAGAGCCAUGCUAAAGAACCCCCUGCUAAAAACCUUUGAGCUCAGGCACACAUCUGGCUCGUAUUUCAGUUACCAUCAGUAUAUGUUCGAUGAAAUCAUCCUGGCCAUUUGCGGUCAAUCUAAGCGAGUAGUGCAGGAUAAAGAUCGGCUUCCGAAAGUCAAGGAGAUCACAGUGAAUAUAGCAGGCAAGCUCGAUCAUUCGAUGAACAAUCUCAGUGCUCUUGCAAAUACUCGUAUUAGCAAGCUAAGUCUAACCGCAUCGUUUUCCAUCUCGGAUCUAAAGGAGUUUUGUGCCAGGAAUCCCUCGCUAGUUACCCUGGAAAUAAAUGCUUUUUGCUUCUCCGAUCAGGGACAGCUAAGCCAAAUCGUUGGUCACUGUCCAGCACUGAAGAAACUGAAGUUCGUGAUCAGCGAUAACGCCCGGGAUAGGGAAUACGUGAAUCUGGCGCUCCUGGAUAAGCUGCAGCAUCUGGAAAUUGCCAAACAGUUGGAUCAGAAAAUGGACUUUGGCUGGGAUGAAGACCAUAAUGUCGAAAACAUUGCUCGAUUGGGCCUUGAGGAACUUGAGGAAGACUCCAACCUAGAGAACAGUACUCCUCUACUCCUACUCAUCCAGGCUCUUUCGGAAAGGAAAAAAUCAAAGUUAGUUCAACUCAGGCUAAUGUUCAAGGUUAAUGACACUGUCGUCCAGGCUAUUGCCCAGCUUAGGGGCUUAAGAUUGUUGGAGUGCGGCUUUUACGAUGCCAAAAGCAUAGAGCACCUGAAAGGACACCCAACGCUCAACCGACUGACCAUACGCAGCAGGGAUCAUAUAAUCACAGAUAAUGCGGCAGAUCUUCUAAGAAAACACAUUACUGUGUCGAAUUUUUGUACCAAAAUGUCCUUAAAUCACCGAGGCCACCUUGUUAUUGAAACUAAUAAGGCUGUACUUUUUAGAAAUGUGAGAUUAGAUCCUCUUCUAAGGCUGGAGAACUUAAAGUCUCUCUGGUUGUCUGAUGCCUUAUUUCUGGAGAUAAACAGAGACCUCCACUUGUUCUUGGAGCUGGGUGUUCAAAUCAAAGGUGCUUGCGAUAUUAGUCUGCAGCACGAUUUGCGAGACUUAAAAAUGUUAUACGACAAUGACUGCUUAAAGGAAGAAAUACCACUCCCACUGGUCAGAGAUCUACGCUCUUUCAAAUUGGUCUCUUUGGAACUGCCAAGCUUCCGCUUUAUGGAAAGUCUAAUAAAAUAUCACAGAAACUCGCUGCAGGAAAUUUUUAUUCAAAUACCCAACACACUAUUUGAACUCCCCAAAAGUCAUUACCUCAACGAAUCAUUGGUUGUGGCCUUGACUUUUUUGAGUAGCCUGCGGAAAGUCUCGUGUGGGUUUCAGGAACUGCAAUUUAUUAAGCGACUGGCCCAACUGAAAGAUUUGGAAGAAAUUGAUGUGCUUUCUGAGCAUGAGGCACAGGAAAUACUCUCAAGCUUGGUGCCUAUCCUAAUUAAAUGCAAAAAGCUGGGUACAUUUAAAAUCAAGGUUCCCAUCGACGAAAUAAACCAGUCGUUGGUUGAGAGUCUUCAGAGAGCAGUAAUGGAACAUAGAGAUUCCGACAAGCAGGAUGAGCUGGAAAUCUGCCUAAAGAUAACUGAACCAAUAACCCCUGAGCAACAGGCUCUUAUUACAGGCCCAUUCAAGCUAAUGAUAUUGAGAACCGAGUCAAUUGAAAACGAUUAUGUAUUGAAGUAACUAAAUUUUACGAGAAUGAGAA
Drosophila kikkawai is the source of this 2174-nucleotide messenger RNA. Lineage: Eukaryota; Metazoa; Arthropoda; Insecta; Diptera; Drosophilidae. The record is from RefSeq and is a predicted model, not a curated record.